AUGGCAAAAAAAUUAAAAGAAGCUGUCAUUGAAAAUCACGAGGUUGAGGAACUUGUUAAAAGUUCUGGUUUAUAUACAUUGCUAAAAUGCAGCUAUGAGAUCGACAAAGGUCUAAUUUCUGCCUUUGUCGAGAGAUGGCAUUGCAACACCAACAACUUUCAUCUUCCAAUUGGGGAGAUGACCAUUACUUUGGACGAUGUCUCUUCGUUGUUGCAUAUACCCAUCAUCGGUGCAUUCUUCAGUGUUAAUAUAUUUAACAAGGAUGACGCUGCAGAAUUGUUGGGUGAGCUUCUUGGGCAUUGGCAGAUGGCUGCGAGGGCAUUUCUUUUAUUUUUGGUGGGUUGCACCUUGUUCAGCGACAAGAGUGCCUUUGCAGUGAGUGUUGCCUACCUUGAACGUUUCAGAGACCUCAACUCAUGCGAGGGAUAUGCAUGGGGUGCAACUGCGCUUACUUACCUAUACGACAAUCUUCGAGAAACGAGUAUGCAUCAGACUAGAACAGUAUCAGGGUAUCUAACACUAUUACAGGCGUGGGUGUAUGAGCAUUUUCCAGCAUUAUGUGCGAAUUGUUGUAGACUAUCUCAGAUUUAUGAUGAGGACUAUCCAAGAGCACUUAGAUGGAAGCCAAAACGGGAUAAAGGUUUGGUUAUUCCAUUUAGGAAAGCAUUGGACGAGAUUGAUGUUGAUGGCAUAUGUUGGACACCCUACAGAUAG
Cicer arietinum (chickpea) is the source of this 714-nucleotide messenger RNA. NCBI's taxonomy places the organism in Eukaryota, Viridiplantae, Streptophyta, Magnoliopsida, Fabales, Fabaceae. The record is from RefSeq and is a predicted model, not a curated record.